Messenger RNA from Sitophilus oryzae (rice weevil), 905 nucleotides. Its product is annotated as probable U3 small nucleolar RNA-associated protein 11. Gene Ontology annotation, biological process: rRNA processing. The record is from RefSeq and is a predicted model, not a curated record. Gene Ontology annotation, cellular component: nucleolus; small-subunit processome. The transcript has 3 exons. Bases 137 to 847 code for a protein of 236 amino acids. NCBI's taxonomy places the organism in Eukaryota, Metazoa, Arthropoda, Insecta, Coleoptera, Curculionidae.
AGAGAAAUAUUUCUCCGAAUUAACCUCAAUCUGCCUCAAUAUUGUCUUGCUCGUUUCCGGAUCCGGAUUUUUAAUUUUUCAGUUAUUUCUUAUUCUAAUCCCAAAUAUUAAAAAAGCCUUUAAAAAGUAAGAGAAAAUGUCGGUGUGGAAAAAAGCUGCUAAAGCACACCAAAAGGUUCACAAGGAAAGACAUCAACCUGAAGAGAGGAAACAUUUAGGAUUGUUAGAAAAACAUAAAGAUUACCAGAAACGAGCUAAGGAUUACAAUGAAAAGAAAGAAACUCUAAAGAUUUUGAAAAAGAGAGCAUUAAAUAAAAACCCUGAUGAAUUUUACCAUCAUAUGAUAAAUUCGAAAGUUGAAAAUGGUAUUCAUUUUGAAAAAGAAACAGAAUCUGAAGACACACCUGAACAAACACAAUUAAUGCGUACACAGGAUCUAAAAUACAUUGUUACAAAAAGGACACAAGAGCAAAGAAAAAUAGAAAAAUUACAAGCACAACUCCAUUUAACUAGCGUUGAUCAUAAUGCAAAAAAUCAACAUAUCUACUUUGAUAAAGGAAAAUCAAAAGUGCAAGUGGAAAAAGAAUGCUUGGAAAAAUUAGGUGGCCAAGAACUUCCAGAGAUUGAUCCUGAAAUUUUACAAAAAUCCUCAAGAAAACGACAGAGCGUAUAUAAUGAGUUAUCUAAAAGAAUACAAAGAGAGAAAGAACUAGCCAUAAUCCAAAGAAAAAUUGAAAUUUCAAAAGCAGUGGAGAAUAAAAAGAAUUCCAUACCACCCAAAAGAUUGAAGAAAGGAAAGAAAUAUAAGGCACCGGUAUAUGUCUGGAAAUAUGAAAGAAAAAAAUAAUUGCUAGGUUUUAUUAGUUAAGAAAAUUGUUCGGAAAGUACAGGAUCAUCAGAUUUAA